Molecule: messenger RNA, 4654 nt
Organism: Pogoniulus pusillus (Red-fronted tinkerbird)
Lineage: Eukaryota; Metazoa; Chordata; Aves; Piciformes; Lybiidae
Gene: MFSD2B
Product: MFSD2 lysolipid transporter B, sphingolipid
Exons: 14
Coding region: 2282-3808 (508 amino acids)
Biological process (GO): carbohydrate transport
Cellular component (GO): plasma membrane
Molecular function (GO): symporter activity; sphingolipid intramembrane carrier activity
Source: RefSeq, a predicted model, not a curated record
UUAGAGAUAAGUCACCUACAGACAAAAGUCCUAUCCUCAGUUUGCAGAGGUGCAUGAACAGUUAAUUUUAUUAACCAGUGCUUUUGAAUUUGUCUUCAUGUAAAACUAAGUAUGAGGAAACCACACACGUUUGAUUGUAAGCUCAAUUCUCACCAAAAAUGUGCAUGAAAUGUCAAAGUAGCAGUAUUGUAUUCCUGCAUUUUCAACGGAAGAUCAAAGAAAUCAUUAGUGUAAAACUAAGUGAUAUGGAAGGGGAAAGGGCAUCAAAUUUUAAGGUUAGUUUUGCUUUUUAUCAAAAGAUCAGGGUUGUGGAAAGGAGUCAUAAAUAUUUAGUAUCAAAGUGUUGAUUCACAUCUCCUAACAGUAUUUUAAGCUGAAUAGCUUGUUUCUCUGCAGUUAUACACUGUGCUUUACUGAAGUCAUCUGUUUCUGGCUCCAGCUUUGGUGUACUUGAGUGUCUAUUUGCAGUUUCAAAGUGCCACGAUCUUAAUUACAAACUACGAGCAAAUCUUUUGAAAAAUCAAGAGUGAUGCUGAGUGUGCUCAUCCUGUAUUAGACUAAAAGGUGCUUUUUUAAAGAGAGGCAUUUAACUGUGAUUGGCUAACAUUUCCUAAUUUGGAGAAAAUCUUUGGGAGGAAUAGAAGGCUUUCCUAAAUCUAAUUGUUUUCAGUCAAUUUGUAAAGACUGAUUAGCUACCUGUAGUGACUGGACAGCCUAAUCUCUUGCUCUUGGCUGUAGACUGCCAUUGUGCAUUGGUCAAACAACAGUAAACCGAGCUUGAUCAAUGCUUGAGUUUGUGAAACACAAACGCUAUCAGUUAUUCAUUGUUUCUUUACAAGCCUUUACUGUUUUCGGUAAAGCCUGUGUGUUAGCGUAAUUUGCAGCAAAACUGAAAUAGCCUAGAAAAGAACAAAGCUUUGAAGUGUUUUCUGUAGGUGUUUUCCAUUGUGAAGAAACAUUCAAAUGCAGGUAACAGACUUAAUGUGUCACCGAUGCCCUUGUGUGAAGAGAAGCAUCGUCUGUUGCAGCACGGGUUGUGUCUGGCUUGGUGUUUUAGAACGGACUGGGGCUAAAAGGCUGAGCGGUCCAGCUCUGCUUUAAAGUCCAUCAGGCCUCAGCCUUUAGGGACCCCUUGGAGCCUAAAAGCUUCAGUGGUUUUAACAAGGCCUAUUAAAGCCACUUUCUCAGUUUUGCUUUGAAGAUCUGCAUUUAAGGUAGCUUUUUAUUGCUUUGUUCUUUCAGAAUUUUCUGAGUUUGCUGUAAUUAUUCUUGUCAUAUGAAGUUGACAGGGGACUUGUACUUCAUGAUGGUAUGUUUUGCCCUGGCUCUCUGGUACCCACCAGUGACUGUCAGUAGCAGAGCUCUGAAUCGAUUGAGCCAGGAAGUCCUUUGCACAACUGUUAGUCAUCUUCCUAAGACAAGCAGAUCACUGAGUCCUUGUGUGUUUGUUGAUUUGUUUAAACCCUCUUCUAGGCUGGCUUACUGCUGGGAGAAGAACAACAACUUGAAAAUACAGUUUAAUUUUUUUCCUCUAAUGCGGGGCACACCUGCAAGACUACUUUGCUGUGAGCAGAGUGGUGGUGAGCUCACACUGCCUCAGUCAUGGUGUCUGCUCCAGGAGCGGCUCUGGCUGCAGUGUGCUUCCUGGGGUUUCGUGUGACCUCAUGUCCAGCCGGUGGGCGACAGCAUUGCUCGUUGCAGUGGUUCUGAAUUCAUAUAACUCAGAAACCCGUGCAUCUCUGCGAGGGGGUAGCGAUGAUACUUUUUUAGACUUCAGGUGCAAACAGCCCCAGAACCUCUCAUCGUCUUGCAGCUGCGGGCUGAGGCGGUACCGGGUCAUCGGGGCACGGUGCCGCUGAGGAAACAUCAGGGCAGGCACUGUGGCGGACGUUCUCUGGACGUCCGGGCCGCUUAGUGCGCUCCCGGUACAGCAAAGUGUAGGCUUAGCUCACGGACGGCUCCCGCAGCAGAGCGGCCGCUACUGUUGCCGCCUCCGGGAGCUGCCCCGCGCUCCUCCGCAGUGGAAGCGGCAGGGAGGAUGAGGACGGGUGUUCCUGGCGCCCGCGGCGGGCUCGGCUAUGGAGCCUUGGGCCGAGGCGGGAAGGGUGCUUCCCCGGCGGGGAGUGCGGUCUCCGUGCCCGGGAGAAGGCACCGAUAAGCAUCUUGGCCCCUCCAGGUCGCGGCGUGAGGGUGGGGCUGGACGGAGCCGCUCGCCCUCUUCCCUCCGCCGCCCCGCCCCGGGCACGCAGGUGUGGGACGAGGGUGGGCUGUCCGCUUUACCAUGGCGGGGGCUGCCAAGGACACCCCACAGCGCCCGGCGGAGGAGGAAUACAAGCUCUCAACUUGCAGCAAAUUAUGCUAUGCAAUAGGAGGUGCCCCAAAUCAGGUCGCAGGGAGUGCUGCUUCCUUCUUCCUACAGAUCUACCUGCUAGACAUAGCCCAUAUUACUCCAUUUCAAGCCUCUUUGGUGCUGUUCAUUGGCAAAGCCUCAGGUGCAGUUACUGAUCCUGUUGCUGGCUUUUUUAUUAGCAAGAGUAGAUGGACAAAAAUUGGCCGGCUCAUGCCUUGGAUGCUGGCAUGUACACCCUUCACAGUAGUGGCCUAUUUUUUUAUGUGGUACCUGCCUCCUUUUGCAUCUGGGAGAGCUGCAUGGUAUCUGACUUUCUACUGCCUUUUCCAGGCACUAACCACAUUAUUCCAAGUACCGUAUUCUGCCCUCACCAUGUUUCUCAGCACAGACCAGAAGGAGAGAGAUUCUGCCACAGCAUACCGAAUGACUGUGGAAGUCCUUGGGACCUUGAUUGGAGCUGGGCUUCAGGGGCAGAUUGUGGCCAGUGCUCACGUCUCUCAUCACUGCACUGUGAUUCCCACAGCAAACACAACUGACUCCUGGUACAACACUCCCAGCUUUCCAGAGCCCUCAGCUCCCCUGUCUCCUCAAGCAAGAGUUUAUAUGAUUGCAGCAGGGGUCAUAGGAGGUGUGUAUCUUCUUGGAAUUGUCAUUCUUUUUCUUGGAGUGAAGGAAAAAGAUGAUCCUUAUGCCUUAAACUCUGACAGAGCAAUCCCUUUUUGUAAGGGGCUUGGACUCACCAUGCAACAUGGUCCAUAUGUGAAGCUUACAGCUUCGUUUCUUCUCAUCUCGACAGCAGUUCAGCUGGAGCAGGGCAACUUUGUUCUUUUCUGUACUCAUGCUGCUGAUCUUCGGAAUCACUUCCAGUAUUUGGUGGUGACCAUCUUGGUAUCAGCAGCUGUGAGCGUUCCCUUCUGGCAGAAGUUCCUGCAGAAAUUUGGCAAGAAGUGUGCAGCAUGUGGGAUUUCGUGGAUGAUCCCUUUUGCAGUCAUGCUAGUGACCAUUCCAAACCUGAUCCUGGCUUACUUCGUAGCUUUUGUCUCUGGUCUGAGCAUUGCUGCAUCUCUUCUGUUGCCAUGGUCAAUGCUGCCUGACGUAGUUGAUCAUUUUCGCCUGCAGAAUCCUCAUAGAAAAGGACAUGAAACCAUUUUCUAUUCUUCUUAUGUUUUCUUCACCAAGAUAUCAGCAGGAAUUGGCUUAGGAAUUUCUGCAGCAAGCCUGGAGUUUACUGGAUACAAGCCAGGGCUAUGCAGACAGUCUGCUGAUGUGAUUCUCACACUGAAAAUCCUCAUUGGAGCAGUUCCUGCUAUCCUUAUCCUGUUAGGUUUGUUUAUACUUCUUUUCUACCCAAUCACCGAAGAAAGUCGGAAGGAAACAAAGCUCGCACUUGAAGUGCUAAGAAGGAGCUAUCAAAGCACAGAGAACCUGGAUGACCAUAGAGAGAACUCGUCAGUCUGAAGGGUCUGAAUAUGAUGACCUUCCAAACGGAGUCUUGCAUCCCAUACACAAACUCCAUGAGAGUCUUCUAGGUCAUUCCUCUGCUCACAUUCUACCAAAGUAGAAGAAUUUAUGAUUCUGACACAAUCAGUAAUGAAAUCAAGAGAGGAGCCCGCUGUGUAAGAUAUGUAUCUAACUCUAUGCUGUGCUAAAAAAGACACAGUGAAUGUUCAGGAGUGGAGCUACUGAAAGCUCAGGUUAUUUUCAUGUGUUUCACAAUGAUUAAAGAAAGCUGUGACCUCAGAAGACUAUAUGGACUCGCAGGACAAGGGAAAAAAAGUACCAAUGUGAUGUACCACCCAAAUUUUAACUCAUACUAUAUUUUGCCCUUACAGGCAGGGAUGGAUUCUGAACAUAAUCUGUAGUUAUAAAUUGCACACUAGUCUGUUUGGAUAGCACUUGGGAAUUCUGAAGGAUGCUAUAUAAAGUUAAGAUUUACUUUGUUUUGAACUGAAGCAAAUCACUGAGGCACACAUGUUGCGAAGAUUUUCUUAUGAAGAGUUGCUCUGAAAGAGAUUUUCAUGUAAUUUAAGUUCACAGAUUUUAUAUGAAGCAGAACCUUACACUUAGCAUUACUGGAGUUCCUUGCUUUGAAAACUGUAAACUGAUCUUUGGCAGAGAAUGAGUGCCCAAUGUUUUCAAAAUCAACAUCUCCACUCAGGACUCCCAAACUCAACAGUCUCUUCCAAAAAUUAGGCUAUGCUAUUCACAUUUCUGUACAUUUUGGCCUUAAAGUAACUUUAUCCUGAUACCCAUUCUUAUGUGGUAUGGCUCUCUGCCUCACAAAACACCAUGGCAUCAUCUCAG